CGACGCUACCUCCGUUUUUGUUCGCAUCCCGCAAAAUCAGCGCAAACGCGUGAUUGGAUCGAUAGGUGUAUCCGACGCAGCGCCUAGACGCUGCGGUGCUUGAUUCUCGCGCGAGUUUUGACAGCUUUCGCACCCUACAGCCUCGCAGAGCAUAGCACCUUAUUUGCACGCGUUCUGCCACGCGCCACGCGAACACGCGAACGACAGUUCGGCAUCGACACGUAAACACGAACUACAGUCCGGCAUCUCGACAGUACGCGAUGAGGGCUGCCCUGCUGGCAUUACUGUCGACGACGCGUGCUGCAUCGCACCGCAUCAAGCACGUCGUGGUGCUCUACGAGGAGAACCGCGCCUUCGACCACCUCCUCGGUCAUCAGAAGUCGUUGCAUGUAGACGGGCUCAAGGGCGACGAGUCGAAUCCCGUCGAUCGCAGGGACCCGAGCAAGGGUUCGGUGGAGGUCUUCGACGGCGCGCCGUACGUCGCCGUCGAGCAGCCGCGGCACGGCUACGCGCCCUACCAGGUCAAGCUCGACGUCCAAGAUAACGUCCCGCAGAUGGACGGCUUCGUGGAAUUUGAGAGGUCGGUGCAUAAGAAGAAUACGAGUGUGGCGGACGCCGUGAUGCAGGGCUUCUCGGACGGCGCAUUACCGGUCUCCACGGCGCUGGCCUCUGAGUUCGCCGUCUUCGACCGCUGGUUCACGGCCUUCCCGGGCCCGAGCUGGCCGAACCACAUGUUCUCGUACAGCGCGACGGCGAACGGAAAUACGAACACCGGCGACGGCUACCUCUGCGAAAAAGAUAGGCCCUACCCCCAGCGCACGAUCUUCGACGCCCUGCUCGACGCGGGCCACGAGUACGUGCGGAUCUACAACGACUCCAGUCUGUUGCUGUGUGGAAUUCAAAUUCGGGCGCCCCACGCCAUCGACGCGAUGUUGUCUCUGUGGAGUUCUCAGGCCAUCGACGCGACGUUGUCGCCGUGACCGCAUCGGUUAUAUGGCGUGGAGGUUCACGAAGGCCCGCGCAAUAUUUCUCAGGAUAACCAAUCUCACUGUUGGGUUUCCACACAGUAACGGACACGUUCAUGGAGGCGUUCGGCUCGAAACAGACACGUUCACGGACGCACACCAUGGACCGCUUCUUCGCCGACGCGGCCAAGGGCACGCUACCAGCUUUAACUUGGAUCGACCCGCGCCAGGGUAUUAAUAAGACGCUCGGCGACCUCGGCGGGCCCAACUCCGACCACCCGUCGUGCUGCGACGUGGCGCUUGGGGAAAGAUUGCGGAAGGACAUCUAUGAGGCACUGAGGGCGGGUCCUGGCUGGAACCACACUGCAUUCAUCAUGACCUGGGACGACCCCGGCGGGUUUUACGACCACGUGCCGCCGCCGAUGGCCGCCCCGCCGCCGGACCACCAGCCCGCCUGCUUCUGCCUGAACGGCGAGAAGACGUGCGAGGGCUUCGGGCCCUACUCGCGGCUCGGGAGUAGAGUUCCCGUGCUCGUGGUCAGCCCCUGGGUCCCGAGGGGCUCUGUGGUGUCGGCGCCGCGCACGAAGCCGUCGCCGACCUCGCAGUUCGACGGGACCUCGAUCGUAGCCACGGUCAAGCGAUUGUUUGACCUGCCGACCUUCCUCACGCGCCGGGACGCCUGGGCGGCGCCCUUCGACUGGUUAUUUGAAGAUCUCGACGAGCCGCGCACGGACGCGCCAAUGCACCUACCAAGCGCGCCUUUGCCGACGCCGCGGCCCGGCGGCCAGCCGUGGGGCACGGACUGCGACGAUCCUACGAGGAGGAUGCGCCGAUCCAUCUUAGCGUUCGAAAAGCUGCUCGGCGUCGAGGCGCCGCCGCGUUUACACGCCUGCGCCCACGCCGAGCCGCACUGGGAGCACCGCUGCGCGGCGGGGACGAUGGCCGAGGCGACGGCGUGGUUAACUGAGGCGACGGAGCGGUGGUUAGCUUCUUGACUUCUCUCCUUCUUUGUUUGUUGUUGAUAAGUCUUCCGUUCAAAA
Messenger RNA from Pelagomonas calceolata, 2005 nucleotides. The record is from the annotation of a GenBank genome assembly. Lineage: Eukaryota; Pelagophyceae; Pelagomonadales; Pelagomonadaceae.